Vicugna pacos (alpaca) is the source of this 3141-nucleotide messenger RNA. It is a transcript of the gene NCBP1, whose product is annotated as nuclear cap binding protein subunit 1. Gene Ontology annotation, cellular component: nuclear cap binding complex; nucleus. The record is from RefSeq and is a predicted model, not a curated record. Lineage: Eukaryota; Metazoa; Chordata; Mammalia; Artiodactyla; Camelidae. Gene Ontology annotation, biological process: mRNA export from nucleus; regulation of mRNA processing; nuclear-transcribed mRNA catabolic process, nonsense-mediated decay. Gene Ontology annotation, molecular function: mRNA binding; RNA cap binding; protein binding.
AGGCACGGCUCUGGCCGACUAAAGAGGCGGUGCUCUCCGCGUGGCCCGGAAGGACUUCCAGCGAAGGCGGUCGAAGGAAGCGGCGAAGAGGCUGAGGCAGUUCGAGGGGGCAGUUGCGUGCAGACCAGACACCCGCGGCCUGGUAAGCUUCCAGACACUGGCUCUCCCGGAUCCGAACCCGCUGAGUCCACCCGGCCCGCCUCUCUCCCUAGCGCUUCCGGGAGCCGUCGCGAGCGAGUGCGCCUGCGCGCCGGCCGCUCCGCGCGCCUCGCGGCUUUCCUCGCGCCGGCCGGCGGACCGACGGUUCCUGCUCUGCUUCCCGCCCGGCGUCUCUGCUCGGCGGCGCGCCGGCGUGCGGCAUGUCACGGCGGCGGCACAGCGACGAGAACGAUGGGGGACAGCCUCACAAAAGGAGAAAGACAUCUGAUGCAAAUGAAACCGAAGAUCAUUUGGAAUCUUUAAUAUGCAAAGUAGGAGAAAAGAGUGCCUGCUCUUUGGAGAGCAACCUAGAAGGCUUGGCUGGUGUUUUAGAAGCUGAUCUUCCUAACUACAAGAGCAAGAUCUUAAGGCUUCUUUGUACAGUUGCACGUCUGUUACCUGAGAAGCUGACAAUUUAUACAACAUUAGUUGGACUGCUGAAUGCCAGAAAUUACAACUUUGGUGGAGAAUUUGUAGAAGCCAUGAUUCGUCAGCUUAAAGAAUCAUUGAAAGCAAACAAUUAUAAUGAAGCUGUAUAUUUGGUCCGUUUUUUAUCUGAUCUUGUAAACUGUCAUGUCAUUGCUGCCCCAUCAAUGGUUGCUAUGUUUGAAAAUUUUGUAAGUGUAACUCAGGAAGAAGAUGUGCCUCAGGUGCGGAGGGAUUGGUAUGUGUAUGCAUUUCUGUCGUCUUUGCCCUGGGUUGGAAAGGAGUUGUAUGAAAAGAAAGAUGCUGAGAUGGACCGCAUCUUUGCCAACACUGAAAGCUAUCUUAAAAGACGCCAAAAGACUCAUGUGCCCAUGCUACAAGUAUGGACUGCUGAGAAACCACAUCCACAGGAAGAGUAUUUAGAUUGCCUGUGGGCCCAGAUUCAGAAAUUGAAAAAGGAUCGCUGGCAGGAGCGGCACAUCCUAAGACCUUAUCUUGCCUUUGACAGUAUCCUGUGUGAAGCACUACAGCACAAUCUGCCUCCUUUCACACCACCUCCUCACACUGAAGAUUCCAUGUACCCGAUGCCAAGGGUCAUCUUCAGAAUGUUUGAUUACACGGAUGAUCCCGAGGGACCUGUAAUGCCAGGGAGUCAUUCAGUGGAAAGAUUUGUAAUAGAAGAGAAUCUUCACUGCAUCAUUAAGUCCCACUGGAAGGAAAGGAAGACUUGUGCUGCACAGCUAGUGAGCUAUCCUGGGAAGAACAAGAUCCCCUUGAACUACCACAUAGUUGAGGUGAUCUUUGCAGAACUCUUUCAACUUCCAGCACCCCCUCACAUUGAUGUGAUGUACACAACACUUCUCAUUGAACUGUGCAAACUUCAGCCUGGCUCUCUACCCCAAGUUCUUGCACAGGCAACUGAAAUGUUAUAUAUGCGUUUGGACACAAUGAAUACUACAUGCGUAGACAGGUUUAUUAAUUGGUUUUCCCAUCAUCUAAGUAACUUCCAGUUCCGUUGGAGCUGGGAAGAUUGGUCAGAUUGUCUUACUCAAGAUCCUGAAAGUCCCAAACCAAAGUUUGUAAGAGAAGUUCUAGAAAAAUGUAUGAGGUUGUCUUACCAUCAGCGGAUAUUAGAUAUUGUCCCUCCUACCUUCUCAGCUCUAUGUCCUGCAAAUCCAACCUGCAUUUACAAGUAUGGAGAUGAAAGUAGCAACUCUCUUCCUGGACAUUCAGUUGCCCUCUGUUUAGCUGUUGCCUUUAAAAGUAAAGCAACGAAUGAUGAAAUCUUCAGCAUUCUGAAAGAUGUACCAAAUCCUAACCAGGAUGAUGAUGACGAUGAAGGGUUCAGUUUUAACCCACUGAAAAUAGAGGUGUUUGUACAGACUCUGCUACACUUAGCAGCCAAGUCGUUCAGCCACUCCUUCAGUGCUCUUGCAAAGUUUCAUGAAGUCUUCAAAACCCUAGCUGAAAGUGAUGAAGGAAAAUUACAUGUUCUAAGAGUCAUGUUUGAGGUCUGGCGGAACCAUCCACAGAUGAUCGCUGUGCUAGUAGAUAAGAUGAUUCGUACACAGAUUGUUGACUGUGCUGCAGUAGCAAACUGGAUCUUCUCUUCAGAACUAUCUCGUGACUUUACUAGAUUGUUUGUUUGGGAAAUCUUGCACUCCACAAUUCGUAAGAUGAACAAACAUGUUCUGAAGAUCCAGAAAGAGCUGGAAGAAGCUAAAGAAAAACUUGCAAGACAGCACAAACGGCGAAGUGAUGAUGACGACAGAAGCAGUGACAGGAAAGAUGGGGCUCUUGAGGAACAAAUAGAAAGACUGCAGGAAAAAGUGGAAUCUGCUCAGAGUGAACAAAAGAAUCUCUUCCUUGUCAUAUUUCAGCGUUUUAUCAUGAUCUUGACCGAGCACUUAGUACGAUGUGAAACUGAUGGGACCAGUGUAUUAACGCCGUGGUAUAAGAACUGUAUAGAGAGGCUCCAGCAGAUCUUCUUACAGCAUCACCAAAUAAUCCAGCAAUACAUGGUCACCCUGGAGAACCUGCUCUUCACUGCUGAAUUAGACCCACAUAUCCUGGCUGUGUUCCAGCAGUUCUGUGCCCUGCAGGCCUAACAGUCAUUUUUCCCCCUUAAUGUCAAGUUUUUUUUUAAAUCUCACAAUAACUUGUCUUAGUUUUGAUGGUUUGAAUGCUUGCUUUCUUGUAGCAUCCUUUCACUUACUAAAGGAAACAGGAGUUGAAGGACAGUGAAAAUGGUGUUACCUUACCUUUAACUGCCCCUAAAAUAACAAUAAUGUGAUGAUGACCAUAGGUGUAUUAUAUAUGUGACAGAUACAACUUUUCUCUGAUAUAUUUUUUCCUUAUGGCACAAAAGAUAACUAAUUUGAGGUAUGCGGAACACUAGGUGUCAAGCUUACAAAGUAGUACAUAGAACUGAUGGGUUUAUUAUUAAGUAGCAUAGCUUCUCACAGCUCAUGGAUAACCUAACAUGGCUGAAAUAAAACUAAAAAUAUGUUUUUUAAA